AUGGAAUGUGCUCACUUCAAAUCAUCCUUCUUGUAUGUCUUAUUGAUCGGAAAAGAUAUUAAAGAUUAUAAUAAUUUUUUUAAACAACUGUUAUUACAUUAUGAUUAUGAACCUAAUUCUGUUCUGGUUGAUUUUGAAAGUGCUACACUUAAAUCAACUAAAGCAAUAUUUUCGGACGCUAUUCAAAUAAGUUGUCAAUUUCAUUUUGGGCAGCGCUUGUGGAGAGAAGUACAAUCAUUAGGUCUACAGAUUAAGUACACAAAUGAUGAUAAAUCUCGAAUGAACGUGAAAAAGCUAGUGAGUCUUGCAUUUGUACCUGUCACUGAUGUUCUUAAAGCUUAUUCAUCUAUCAAGAAUGAUUUUGAUUAUGAAGAUUAUCCUCUACUUGAUUAUUUUGAAUGUGUAUCGGCUGGUCAAAAGAAAGAGGGAAUAAAUAAUGAAGAAAAAGAUAACAGUAAGUCGUCAAUAUCAUCGCAUUCUUAUCAACAACACCAUCAUCGUCCAACAUUAAAAGGAAGUGAGUAA
This is a messenger RNA of Rotaria sordida, 525 nucleotides long. The record is from the annotation of a GenBank genome assembly. NCBI's taxonomy places the organism in Eukaryota, Metazoa, Rotifera, Eurotatoria, Philodinida, Philodinidae.